Meloidogyne enterolobii is the source of this 616-nucleotide messenger RNA. The record is from the annotation of a GenBank genome assembly. NCBI's taxonomy places the organism in Eukaryota, Metazoa, Nematoda, Chromadorea, Rhabditida, Meloidogynidae.
UUACAUUUAUUUUGUUUUCAUAUUUACACCUACAGAUAAUGUUUCUGGUAUGGCAAAAUCUGGACAAUUGUAUGUUCAACAAGACGAAUUAUUUAUGGGAACGUUAACAGUUAAAGAACAUUUAAUUAUACAAGCAAGACUUCGACUUGUUGGAAGUACUGAAAGACAAAUUAGAAAGCGUGUUUCUGAGGGAUUAGAUUCUUCUAUGGCAGAAAGUGUAAUUAAUGUAAUGAAAAAAUUGGCACAAUCUGGAAGAACUGUUAUUUGUACAAUUCAUCAACCUUCUUCUACAAUUUAUAGACAAUUUGAUAUGGUUAGUUGGGAGAGACUAGCAACCCUAAGUUGGAAUGCAUUUUCAAGUUUUGGACGCGCUUUUAGAGGAAAUAAAUGGAAUCCUUUAAGAAAAAGAAUAGACACAAUUAAUUUAGAUUUAAAACAAUUAUUUUUAGUGACAAUAUUUUUUAUUAUUUUGUUGUUUCUAUUGCCUACAAUUGGAAUUUAUUUUUUGGUUUUUGGAUUGCUUUGGAGGUUGGUCGACUUGUCUAGUUUAACAUUAAAAUGGUUGGCUAGUUGUUGUAGAAGGACUAUAGAAUGGAUUGCGGUAGUUUGUUUUUAA